AUGGGUUGCACUUCCUCCAAACGAGUCGACGCCGCCGUAGUCGACGUCUACCGCCCGGCGCCGACGAGUUUCGCCGUCUUUGAUAUCAACUCAAUCCACGAGCCAUGGAUCGUUGUGGACUCAAAUACCAAUCAAGAAAAGCCCACUCACGUCCCGGCCCAAAUACUCGACAAGCUCAGCUCAUUAGAAGCCGCCGAACAGCCAGCGCCGCCGCAAUCAUGGGAUGAAGUUAGUAAAGCCUUACAAGAUUUAAAGCCCACUCUUCAGCCCAAAUCAGAAGAAAAGCCCAGCCCAAUUAAAAAAACCCCAAGUCCAAUUGCCAAAAAGCCCAAUAACCUCCCCAACAGUAAAUCCUUCCACACACUCGAAGAACUCGACGCCAAGCUCUCCCCCAAACCAAAACCCGAAUCAAAAUCAAAAACCGAACUCCGGCCGAUUCCCAGCAUCGUCGUUGGUUCCGGCGAUAUAGUAAAGCCGGUGACGGAGAAUCCGUUUAUACUGAGAGACAGAUUGGAGAAAGAGAAAGAAGGGAAACAAGCCCAGAUCGAGAAAAUCUUAGCCAUCAAACGAGACCCACUGAACGAGUUCCCGGAAAAGUGUCCGCCGGGAGGUUCAGAAUCGGUGGUGAUAUAUACGACGUCGUUGCAAGGAGUGAGAAGGACUUACGAGGAUUGUAAUAGGGUAAGGGCAAUAUUGGAAUUACACAGGGUUGCUUACGACGAGCGUGACGUGGCAUUACACGGUGGAUUCUUGGGUGAGCUUAAGGAGUUGUUAUUAGGUGAUGAUGACGUUGGAGUGCCUAGGGUUUUCGUUAAGGGAAGGUAUGUGGGUGGGGCCCACGAGAUUGAGGAGCUUAAUGAUUCGGGUCGGUUGGGUCGGAUUAUUAGUCGGGUCGGGUUGGAGAGAGGUGUUGGGAGACUCGGGUGCUCCGGAUGUGGUGGGGCCCGGUUCGUGCCGUGUUGGGAGUGUGGAGGGAGUUGUAAGGUGGUGGCGGGUGUAGGUGGGGAUAAGGUGAGGUGCUCUAAGUGUAAUGAGAAUGGUUUGGUUCAUUGUCCAACUUGUCUUUGAGUUUUUUUUUUGGGUAUAUAUCAAAUUGGAAGUUGUAAAAAUGGUAUGUGACACGUGUCAUAAAUGUUGGGAAAGAGAAGAUUUUGGAUUUUGAUGUUUGUAUUUGUGGUGGGUUUUUUUUCUAUUUAAAAAAAAAAAAGAAAUAGAAAGUAGAAACCACAUGUAGUGUGGAGUUUGAUUGUAAAAAAAUAUGGUUUGCAUAAUAAACAAAAAAAACUUUUGUUUUCCA
Molecule: messenger RNA, 1297 nt
Organism: Cannabis sativa
Lineage: Eukaryota; Viridiplantae; Streptophyta; Magnoliopsida; Rosales; Cannabaceae
Exons: 1
Coding region: 1-1068 (355 amino acids)
Source: RefSeq, a predicted model, not a curated record